This is a messenger RNA of Solanum dulcamara, 1408 nucleotides long. RefSeq names its product myb family transcription factor PHL8-like. The transcript has 5 exons. The record is from RefSeq and is a predicted model, not a curated record. The coding region runs from base 119 to 1237 and encodes 372 amino acids. Lineage: Eukaryota; Viridiplantae; Streptophyta; Magnoliopsida; Solanales; Solanaceae. Gene Ontology annotation, molecular function: DNA-binding transcription factor activity; DNA binding.
AUAUGUUUCCAGAUAUGGAGUGAGAAACAACAUGGGACACCCUUAACAAACUUCCCAAUUAUAUAUACAACUAUAAGAGUUGCCACAUUUUUCAGACACAAAGUAACCUCUUUUCUAUAUGUUUCAAUUCAUAAAAAAAAAUACACAUACAUUUGUACCUUGUACAACAACAAAAGCAAGAAAGAAAAAAAUGGCUCUUGAUCAAAAUGCACAACAAAGUAAAAAUAUGAACUUAAUUUUAUCAAGUGAUGCCAAGCCUAGACUAAAAUGGACUCCUGAUCUUCAUCAACGAUUCAUCGAUGCAGUCUCUCAACUAGGAGGUCCAGAUAAGGCUACACCAAAAUCAUUGAUGAGAGUGAUGAACAUUCAUGGGCUAACUUUAUAUCACCUCAAAAGCCAUUUACAGAAAUAUCGUCUAGGAAAAAGUCAGGUGACUGAUCAAUCUUUUGAUGAAAACAAACAAGAAGUUAAAUUGGAUUUGUGUGCAACAGUACCUGAUAAUGAUGAUACAAAGGGAAAUGAAAUCUCCAGAGGCUUAAAUCAGAGGACUUAUUUUGAUACAGAGUUGUCUCAGAGUGAUCAUCAGUUAUCUUUGGGAGUUUGUGAUGGAUCUCAGAAUCAGAUAAAUGAGAGUUCCCAAAUAGAAAGAGCUUUACAAAUGCAAAUGGAUGUACAAAGGAAACUUCAUCAACAGAUUGAGGUACAAAGACAUUUACAACUUAGGAUUGAAGCUCAAGGCAAGUAUUUACAAUCAGUUUUAAGGAAAGCACAAGAAACACUAGCAGGAUAUGGUACUUCUUCUAUUGGAGUUGAACUUGCUAAAGCUGAACUCUCUCAAUUAGUUUCAAUGGUUAACAUGGGAUGUUGUCCAAGUUCUUCAUUGUCAGCCAUAACAGAAGUUGGUUCAAUCUCAAAAAUCACACACACGAAAAAAUUGAAAGACGGAAUCUUGUGUUCGAUUGAAAGUUCAUUAACAUCUUCAGAGAGCUCAGCAAGAAAGGAGGAUCAAAAUGAUACGCAGAAUAAUAAGAAUAGUACUUCUAUUGAACUUCCAUUGAAUCAAGAAACUAAAGGGAAAAAAAGAAGUAGACAUAAUAUUUGUGAUGAACAAUCAUCCGCUAAAAGAUUUUUGGAGACAAUUGAUUUGAACAGUAAAUACCCAAAUGAGUAUGAUGACAAUGGUCCAAAAGUUAUAGACUUGAACUCCAAGGAAGUAGAGCAAUUCAAUGAAGUAUAGCUGUUAGUGUAUUUAGUAAUUUUUAAUUUUUUUUCUAAGAUUAUACUUUUUAGUUAUUCUCUAUAUAAAAGUCAUUGAUUGCUAUAGCUAGUAAUGUUGUUUAUAGAAAGAAAUAAUUAUAUGUAUAUUGUUUUGUGAAUGAAAUUGAAAGAACUUUUCCAAGUAUAUCCA